GGAGGGUCCGGAUCUGGACCUUACAUAAAUGUACGAUUUUACCCAAGUGAACAAAGUAAGAAGCCUUUGAAAGCGUGUUAGUUAGCCCUGCUGCAUGUGUCAGAGCAUUGCUCUGUUUGUUUACUCUGGCCACUAGACCCCGAGCACAUGCACACCUUGUCGCUCAGCAUAUCUGGAUAAUCGUUUUGCAGUCUUUGAUUGACCGUGGAUCCAAGAUGUCAGUGGUGGAUAUCCUCCUGAAAUUGCCGGGGUUCUUGUAUAGGGUCACUCUACAUGGCAUUGCCAUUGUGGUUUGCUUCAUGGUCGGACUGUACUUGAAAAUCGGACAAUUCAUUCUGGACAAGAUCUUGAUGGUUUUGGAUUUCUUUGGCGCGACCGUGGAACGCGAUCUCGUGACAGCUCAUGCUCAGAAGGAGAAAUUGGAACCCGUGUACCUGAAUGGAAGCCACAAACCCCACCAGUUCAUUGAUGAGCCGCGAACGUUGGAAAACUCUAGAUUCCCCUUGGGUCGGGACAUCCUCGUACAGAAGUCCAAAGAACUCAUUGAGAGCGAAUUUGGCACCAAGAAGCCGGAACUUCUGGCCGACAACUUUCUCUUUGUGUUCCCCGUGGUCGGUCCCUUGCGGAAAGCCGACUUCAUCUUGGCCUUCUCAUCGUUCAAAGUGGAGCAGGCGUUCCCGGAUUCGAAGAAUAACUUUUACAACUUUUUCGUCGACCCACUGGAACCCAAUCGGGUGUGGUUCUUGACCCGACCCGAGCUCGUCCACUCUGGAACGCUGAACUUUGGGACCAAGAAGAUCCCACCUACCGGCAUCAAGGUGAUCCCGCCCCCACAAAUGUUGAGUUUCACCUUUGACCGUGAGGGACGUUGCUACAAGAUGACUGGCGGUUACUCUGUGGAUCGAACUGUGGGCAACACUGGGGGCUUGGGCGGUCUUUUCGGCAUCUUUUAUGCCGUGGGCCAGACCCUGCCUUUCCCCGAGGCUCAACCUUGGAAGCACUCGCCUCAAUGGGAGACUUUCUACAGGCGUGUGCCUCAGAUUCAAAACGAAUGGAAGAAUCUAAUGGGCGAAUGAGAUGCUUUCAUGCCAAACUAGACGCCGGCCAAGUUCUAUACGUUGUUGUUUUAUACAUGACCGAAUUAUUUUAUUAAAGGAUUGAUUUAUCAAAGAG
Tigriopus californicus is the source of this 1173-nucleotide messenger RNA. RefSeq lists its product as uncharacterized. The transcript has 2 exons. The record is from RefSeq and is a predicted model, not a curated record. Bases 216 to 1076 code for a protein of 286 amino acids. Lineage: Eukaryota; Metazoa; Arthropoda; Copepoda; Harpacticoida; Harpacticidae.